Molecule: messenger RNA, 5639 nt
Organism: Copidosoma floridanum
Lineage: Eukaryota; Metazoa; Arthropoda; Insecta; Hymenoptera; Encyrtidae
Gene: gig
Product: TSC complex subunit tuberin
Biological process (GO): negative regulation of insulin receptor signaling pathway; regulation of small GTPase mediated signal transduction; regulation of cell cycle
Cellular component (GO): nucleus; cytoplasm; TSC1-TSC2 complex
Molecular function (GO): GTPase activator activity
Source: RefSeq, a predicted model, not a curated record
GAGGGGAGUAUAAGGGUAAUAAUAUGAUUAAUUUUUUUUAUAUUUAUACUGUCAAGUGACUUGGGUGAUAGCGGUGGUGGCGUUAUGUCGAAAAUGCGAGUCCAGGAUAAGGACAACAAGACCUUGCCAGAUAAAUUGAGACAGUUUUUUCGAAUCAACAAAGGUAACUUUAAAAGCCGAGAGGAUAUUACUCUAACGCACAGCAUCGAAAAGGAGAUUAGCUCAGACAAUCCAGUUCAUUGUCGUACAAAGGUGAUUAGAGAUUUAAGCGAUGCUGUGCUCAACAAUCAGUGGGAGGAUUGUGCUGCUGAGAAAUUAUGGUAUUUGGUCCAUGAUCUAAUUGGACAAGACGUUUCCAGAGAGCACAGGCAUGUAACUCUGCACUUUUUAAAAUGUCUCAUUCAAGGACAGUUUUCGAGACUCUCGUCUCUCAUGAGAGUUAAGUUUUUUAAUGUCAUUAAGGGCCAUGAUAUACCUGAAGAUAUUGAAUUAAGGCUUGAAUUAUUACAAACUUUAACGGAAAAUGGAAAAAAUAUUACACAUUUGGAAGAAAAAAUGGGUCCUUUCCUUCUUUCUUGGAUGCCAACGGUGACGAGUUCUGAUAACAAGAGAGGAGCGGAGUUCUUGUCUCUGCUUGUAAAUGUCAUUAAAUUCAACUCAGCAUGCAUCGAUGAAGAUAUCGUAUCAGGAUUUGUUCAGUAUAUUUGUUACCUGUGUUAUUAUAGUAAUGACACAGAAGUUGUUUCAGCAAGCUUGGAAGCUUUAGAUACAAUCGUGUGUUACAGCAAAUUGCAGCCAGAUUCAUUACAGACAUUUAUCAUAGCCUUGUGUCGUAGUGUUAAUGUUGAAUCUUACUGUCAGAUGAGCUGGAAGAUAAUGAAAAACUUACUAGGGACACACAUGGGGCAUUCUGCAUUGUACAAAAUGUGCUAUUUAUUGCAAGAGCCCAAUUUUCAAAAAGACGUACGACUUCUAAGAGGAGCCAUAUUUUAUAUAAACAUGGGCCUUUGGGGUUCACACAGAAUACCAAAACUCAAGUGCAGUCCUUCUUCUGUUCUACCAUCGUUUUCUGAAGCUCUACUAUGUAAUCAUCCCAUCGUAAUGUAUGAAGUUACAUUAUCUAUUCAAAGAUUGGUUUACAAAUACGGUGUUGAGAUCGAGCAGCCAACUUGGAGCAUCAUACUAAAAAUUAUUGAACAAGUGAUCGCACACACAGAAAGCAGUAAUCAAUUAGCUACAAAACAAGUUUCAACAAGCUUGCAUGAAACAAUCAGUAGCAUUGAAAGCCUCUUGGAUAGUAAUAGUUACAAUGGAAACAUUCAAAGCUUUUACGAACUCGUUGAACGUUGUUCUGAUGCAAGACCAGAAACUUCAGUACUUAAGCUGAUUGAUUAUAGAGCUUCUUUAAUUAGCCCGACCUGCCAUCAGUGGCAGUGUAAAUUGAGCUCACUAAUGGAACAUUACUACAAAAUUGAAACAAGAACUAACGUCAGAGUUAAAGCUCUUGACGUUUUAUCAAAUAUCAUUCAAGUUAAUAAGUCUAGAUACGAAGAUGAGCUAAUAGAACGUAUUGUUGUGCCUCAUUUGCAACACUUGGAAGCAGAUCCAGAUACAACAAUACGUAUUAUUGGUGCCCACUUGCUGAUUGAUAUUUGUAUGGAAUGUGAGUCAAAAAGAUGCUUAGAACUGUUAGAUAUCUUAGAGAAGCUUAUCAACAAGCCAUUCACAUUAGAUGCACCAGUACAAGAUGGUAUCGACAUAAAAGAUGUCAAAGCGGCCGUUGUUGGUGUUAUUAAAAUUCUAACACAGAAAGUAUAUCGUUUACCGUCCAUUCAUGCGAUUCGCGCUUAUCAAGUCCUUGUGAAUCAUUUAGAACUACAUUACCAGGAUCCAAAAGAAGUUUUCAGGGAUGUUCCUACGAUUCGAUUCCUGAUAUUUGAGUGCUUUCUCAAAGGCAGAGCCAAUGGCUUGGGUCACUUAGGUUUUCCAGAUCCUUCGACCGGCGUUGUCAACCGCUACAGUCCUUACUUAGUAUUAGAAAAUAAUACAUUAAACUCAAAUACUAGUAGUGCAAGUCCACCUCCGGCUAGUCCUGUUCCCAUACAAAGUACAUCUCAGAUCACCAAUAUAUCACUGGCUCAGGCGUGUAAAGCCGUAACCACAGCUAUAAAACAGGAAAAAGACUGGCAAGUUUUACAGUUAAUUUUAAAAGAGUUGCCUCAUCUGAUGCAAAACAGAGCACUUAUAUUGUCUCGACACACAAACGAUAUUGCUGCUUUAACAAGCGCACUGUGCUCUAUGAUCGAUGACAAAACUUUCAAGCCAGCAGAUUCAUUGCAAAAUGUCUUCAACAAUGUGCCUCCUAAGUUUACUUUUUCUGAAUUUCGCGAAUAUUUUUACCCAGUUCUCUCCGCUUGCACGUCUUACCAUGCACACUUUGAUUUAGGCACUCAACAACGUCUCAUAAAGUGUUUUGAAGACGGUUUAAGAACUACGUGUGCUGGCCAAUGCGUUACAAGUCUCAUGACCUGCACUUUAGAAAUGCGCGAUACCAUGAGCAAAUUGGUAUCUAAUGUUCUUUUAAGCUUAUCCAAGAUAUCCGAUACAGUUCACAUUGCAAUUCCAAUAUUGGAAUUUCUUUCAACGCUCACAAGACUUCCCAAAGUUUUUGCGAGUUUCACUGAAGAACAGUACAUGUCGAUAUUUGCUAUUGUACUCCCAUACACCAAGCCAACAAAGUACAAUCAUUACACGGUAUCGUUUGCGCACCACGUUAUUGCUGUAUGGUUUUUAAAGUGUCGUCUCCCACUAAGGAGAAACUUUGCGAAAUAUAUAACGAAAGGUUUAUAUUCCAAUGCCAAAAUGCUUUUAGAAGAAGGAAACAUAUCGAAACCCGACAUUAGUCUGAGUAAUGAAGAUUCAUCAAAUAGACAACGAAGUUCCAGCUUGACGGAACAAGGAAGUAGAGCACGCAAGUUUAUCAAAGAGAACAGAGCACUAGAUUUGAAACCCCCGGUUGAUAAAGCUCUGAUGAAUUUUCACAUUGAGCUAACGGAAACUUGCAUAGAUCUAAUGGCCCGCUACACUUACUCUAUGUACUCUGCGCGUCCUAAAAGGAUACCAGCGGCUGAUUUCCUUCUAAAAGAGGGUUCCUCGGUGACGUGGAUACUCGGAAAUAAGCUAAUCACAAUAACAACGAGUGGUUGCAGCAACAAGGCCAUGAGAGGUCCAUUGUGCGACAAUUGCUGGGCUGCGUGUAAGACUAGUCCUGAGCACACGCGUUCGAGCCACUCAAGCCUACUGCGUGCUUUGAGCAUCGACGGUACCCGAGAAGCUGACAAACUAUCUCGACAGUCGUCAGGUGGUCACGCAAGCUCUAGUGCCAAUACGGCCGCAAACUCGCCGACCGAAGAGAGUAAACGCUCGAUCGACGAAGCUGAUACUUUCAAGCCAAAAAUAGACUCCGGAGUCGAUGGUGCCGAUCGAACCGAACAGCAACAGCAACACAGCGAGACUUCCAAACUCGAGCAGAUGAUGAACACGGAUAGGCAGGAGGAGCACCAGCCGUGCGCAUGCUGGUGUCAAGGCUGGGCGGAAAUCUACGUAAGGAGACCCACUGGCGACAUGUCCUGGGUCACGCGGAUACAGAAUUCCCUGCACCUGGACACGCCCUACGACUUUCCCUUCGACAACAUCACUGCUCUCUACAUGCCCACGGCCGAAAUGAUACCGCAAAAGAGCCAGGAUCUCUAUUCCGAGUUUUCGGAGGAUGAAAUACCGGAUUCAACGGAGAAGAAUCUCGAGUCACUUCCAAACGAGACUGUCAACAUACCUAAAUCCGGAGUCGCGUCUUCGUCGUCAGGGCCGAUUGAUAUUCCGAGUUCUCCUGCGCGGCCCAGCCCAUGUCCUCAAGAUAGUCUUGAAAGCUUGGAAGAGGGUGAAGAUGAAUCAAGAAAAUCUCGAAAUCCAGUGCGCAGAUCAAAUUCUAGUCCCGAGAUGAGUUCGAAUUGGAAAAAUCCAUUUUUAAGUAAAGAUAAACUUGUUUUACCUCAAGUUGACAGAGACGACCAAAAUAGCGAUAUGGAUGCCAAAUCAGACGCCGAUCUUAAAAAGCAUCUUAAGAAUACAUACUCUAAAGAUAUGAGAGUUAGUUGUGAAGCAAUACCUGAAGAAAUAUCAGGAGUGGGUACAACGCCACCCUCGACUGAAAAUGCUGGGGAACAUCGAACGGGAUUGUUAUCACAGAAAUCUUAUCCCGGUGCUAGUCAGGUGACGCAAACUGCAAGUCUAGCCACAACAAGUAUGACAGUACCUCCGUCGCCAACUGCUACUCAGCCUUCUACAAAUCUAUUAUCAUCAAAGCCACCUCAAUCACCAACUCAAGCUUAUCCUCGACCCAUGGGGCUAGAUUCGAGCUACAAUCGUCAGUCAUGGAUUGUAGAUUCCAAACCACCACUUGGUCGAAAUAUUCUGAUUGACAAGCUUCGAGACGAAAAAGCUGAUCCCUCGACUCUGCCACCUCUUUCAUUCCGAGAUCGUGGUUACACAAUAUCUGUAAUGAGUCCCGCAAAAAUUCGUCGCAAUAAUUCACCUCGAAUAAAAGAUCCACCGUCUCAAGUAAAUUUAUCCAACAACAGAAGCGGCAUCAAUCCUAGCUUCAUAUUUUUGCAAUUAUAUCAUUCGACGCACUUUGGGCCAACUGUGGAAAAGCCAUUGUUAGUUCCGCAAACUAACGCUCUCUUGCUGACUUCGAUUACAAAUUUAGACAGGAUACAACCUUAUGAGACACACAAAAUUGGAAUUCUGUAUGUCGGUCCUGGUCAGGCAACGAAUGAAAUAGACAUUUUAGCGAAUCAACACGGCUCAUUACGUUACGCACAAUUUUUACAAAGCAUUGGUACCCUUAUAAGACUGAAAGACGCAGAUGAAAGUAUAUUCCUUGGAGGUCUCGAUCGUCACGGUGAAAAUGGAAAUUUCGCCUACAUCUGGCAGGACGACGUUACGCAAGUUGCAUUUCACGUUGCAACAUUGAUGCCCACUAAAGUAAGUGAUCCAAAGUGCACAUCAAAGAAACAACACAUUGGCAAUAAUUACGUCACGAUUGUGUAUAACGAAAGUGGAGAGCCUUACAAUAUCCAAACUGUAAAGGGUCAAUUUAAUUAUGCUUGCGUUGUAAUCCAACCCCUUGAUCACAGUACAAAUCAAGUAACAGUACAAGCUAGAGAAGAGCUUAGUGAGCAUAUUGGGCACAGUGAACCUAAAAUUAUAUCUGACCAAAAUUUGGCAAUUUUAUCUCGACAACUGGCUCUACAUGCAAACUUGGCCUCUCAAGUGUGCUCUUCUUUGAAACAAAAGGAUCGCAAUCCUUAUGCAUCCAAUUGGUUGGAGCGUCUUCGACACAUUAAGCGCUUAAGAAAACGAAUUUUGGAAGAAUUGUUGAGAAGAAACCCCAACGAUAGUGGAAUAAAAAAUUUGCUGAAUGAUGAACAUAAAUUAAGAGUUGCUGAUGAUUUUGUUCAAGACUUUACAGAUUUUACAACUUAAAAUUUUUUAUAUAAAAACAAUAUGUGAUAGCAAUUUUACUACUAGCAUAUGAGAAGAUGAUGGAGAUGCUAAAGAAAUAAAGUUAUUUAAUGUAA